Molecule: messenger RNA, 310 nt
Organism: Tinamus guttatus (white-throated tinamou)
Lineage: Eukaryota; Metazoa; Chordata; Aves; Tinamiformes; Tinamidae
Source: RefSeq, a predicted model, not a curated record
UUUUUCAAGUGUCCUUCAUCUUCCCCAACAAGGACACGUACGAUGAAUGGCAAAGGAAGGCUGGAGCAUCCCUCCGGGGCAGUUUAUGAAGGCGACUUCAAAGACAACAUGUUCCACGGAGUAGGAACUUACACGUUCCCAAAUGGAGCCAAGUACAUUGGGCCGUUCAAUGAAAACAAGCUAGAAGGUGAAGGAGAAUUAAUAGAUGAAAAAGGAGUGGAGUGGAGCGGCGUGUUUCACCACACAGCAGCAGUGGGCCUGAAGCCGAAGCUGAAAAUGUAGCUGUUUGGCACUAAUAGUACCACAGAUC